GUAACGUGUAGCUCCUCAGCUCACAUUGUGGACCACAACUUUCACGACUGCACCUCCCAUGACAGCCUUGGAAAACAAGACUAACGAAGACAAACAAACAGGGAAACAGAAGGAAAACAACGGACUCGUAUUGACUGAAAUUGUUAUCGGAAUUUACUGUGGCGCACCGUGCGUAAAAGGCGCACUGGCCACUUCGCUGCGCACUUGAAUUUAGUGGUAACAUUUGAUUGUUUUUAAUUGAAGAUUCCAUUUUGGGAUUUCCAUCCCCAAGGGGCUGAACAAAUCAUGUUAAAAAUGACAGAGGAGCAUGACAAGUGUGUCAGCGACCAGCCGUGCAGUCCAUCGGGCACAAACAGCUCCAUGUCCCAGGACGAGUCCGACUCCGAUGCGCCGUCCUCACCGACAGGCUCCGACGGCCAAGGAUCCCUGCUCACCGGUUUGGGCAAGAAACUGGACUCCGAGGAUGACGACCGGUUCCCAGCUUGCAUACGGGACGCCGUCUCUCAGGUCCUCAAAGGAUACGACUGGUCCUUGGUGCCCAUGCCCGUGAGAGGGAAUGGAUCUCUGAAGAGUAAACCUCACGUCAAGAGACCCAUGAAUGCGUUCAUGGUUUGGGCGCAAGCGGCCCGCAGAAAGCUGGCGGAUCAAUAUCCACACCUGCACAACGCCGAACUGAGCAAGACUCUGGGGAAACUGUGGCGUUUGCUCUCAGAAAGUGAGAAGAGGCCGUUUGUAGAGGAAGCAGAGAGGCUUCGGGUUCAGCACAAGAAAGAUCAUCCAGACUACAAGUACCAGCCCCGGCGACGGAAGAAUGUGAAACCAGGCCAGAGCGACUCAGACUCGGGAGCAGAACUGGCACAUCACAUGUAUAAAGCUGAACCAGGGAUGGGAGGACUGGCAGGGAUUACUGAUGGACACCACCACCCUGAACACACAGGGCAGACCCAUGGUCCCCCUACGCCACCCACUACUCCCAAAACAGACCUGCACCAUGGGGUGAAGCAGGAUCUGAAACAUGAAGGCCGUCGUCUUGUUGACAGCACCAGGCAAAACAUCGACUUCAGCAAUGUAGACAUCUCUGAGCUCAGCACUGAUGUCAUCAGCAACAUGGAGACCUUCGAUGUGCACGAGUUUGACCAGUACCUCCCGCUCAAUGGCCAUGCCUCAGGCUCCUCCACCCUGCCUCCAGACCACAGCCACGGGCAGCCUCCAGCGCCUGGUGGCUCUUACACUUCCUCAUACAGCCACGCGGGUGCCAACGGGUCAGCGUGGAGCCGCAAGACCACCAUGUCCUCAUCCUCUCCCUCUGCCAGCGACGUAGGCCAGCACCGGCUCCACAUUAAAACAGAGCAACUGAGCCCCAGCCACUACAGCGAGCACUCCCACAGGUCACCCUCACACUCCGAUUAUGGCUCCUACAGUAGCCAGGCCUGUGUCACCUCGGCCACGUCAGCUGCCUCAGCUGCAGCGUCUUUCUCUAGCUCCCAGUGUGACUAUACUGACAUCCAGAGCUCCAACUAUUACAACCCUUACUCUGGCUACCCUUCUAGUCUCUACCAGUACCCCUACUUCCACUCAUCCAGGCGGCCCUACGGCAGCCCUAUCCUCAACAGUCUGUCCAUGGCUCCUGCCCACAGCCCCACUGCCUCCAGCUGGGACCAGCCUGUCUACACCACGCUGUCUCGGCCUUAAGGGGACAAGAAACAGCGUCAGUUCGCACCAGAGACUAAUUCAGAUCGAUGCACUACUAAUGAAGGAAGUAAGGAGCAGGUGGAGAAGCGUGUGAAGGGGGUAGUAGGCUACCUGUGACCAUUUGAACGUGAAACAAACAAAAGAAAAAAGUGCCUGCUGAUUUUAUACAAAGUUAUAUUGUUGCGAUGAAAACACACUUGUACAGACUUUUUACACAAAGACAAAUUGUGUUGUGUGGUGAGCCAAACUCCUCCAUGAGGAAAUGUCGCCUACGCCUACAUCCUGUACAUCCCCCCCCCAAUCUUUCCAGUUUAAGAUUGCACGUGUGUGCACACUUGAGGUAAAGCAAAGGCCUGCCACUGAGUUGUGUAGGAGAGAAACGCUUUGGCUCAGUUCUGUUGUGAAGCAGAUGGAGAAGCAGAUACAUUGGAGACGGGACCAAUUAUGUGAAUUUGCAGUAAAAUUUACAUUAAUGGCCAGAGCUAUAUCGAAGCACAUUUGGCCAUUUGCGUCAGUGGAUCAGUCUUAAUUGAAUGGCUCAUAUGAAUCUUAUAGUGUCAUUUUGGCAUAAAAGUCUUAUAUGUAUUUAUGUUCAUGCAUUAUUGGUUUCUUUUUUUGUUCUUAAGUAGAUAAACACAUGUAAUGUGGGGUUGGUUAUUUGCAGUACUGUUUGGCUUUUAAUGAAAAUAAGGUAAAUGAAGUGAAGGGCAGUACAAGUACAAUAAUUUGGAUAUCAUCAUUCCGUUGAAGACCAAUUUCCAGUAACAUCUCCAUUCCAAGUUGCAAGCAAACGUAGCCGGACCAACAGACUCGCACAGGACAGAACAGGUGUCUGAAAGCUAUGCUUGGCAAAUUGCGAUUCGUCAUGAUCUAGGGUUAAAGGAAAUGCGGUAAAAUAACACCACACACUCUGAGUGACAUGUCAGCUGGACCUACGUGGAUGGACAACACACAGAUAUGUGUACGUGUGAAUGUGCAUCAGGGAGAUAAAGUACUUCUGUAUAUGUGAGCCAUUUCCUUGGGAAAGAGUGUCCCAUGACACGAUACACACCAAAUGAUACUUAAAUUACUCUUUGCUGAAUAAGAUCUUUGAACUUCUUCCAUGAUUCAAAGAAGAGUAUUUAGGGUUUAAAGAGAAAAUUAAGAGUGUGUGCGUAUUUGCCCAUAUUUAUCUCAUCAACCAUCAAGUGCCAACUCACUGCUGCAGUCUCGCGCAAAACGUUUUUGUGCCUUCUAAUGCUUAUUGUCAGUAUUUCAAUAUGAAAUUGAAUUAUUAACAAACUUCAGGCAGCACACAAUCAGUAAUCCACACCAGAAACUCCUGCAGUUAACCUGAUUAUAUCCUUGAUUUGAUAUCAUUCCUUACAGCCUUGGUUUGUAAUGUUCUGUGAGAUGCUGUAUGAGAAACGUAUGGAGCGCCAUGUUCCAAGUUUUGUCCACAGAACUGUGUUUUGUAUAUUAUUCUGGUGUAUAAUUUUGAGAAAGGCUGUGAAAAUUAUUGUUGUUCUAUUAACUAGAGUUUCAUUCACACAUGCACAGCUAACCCAUUCGCUGGCCAUUUUUAAAAAAUAAAAGAUUCUUUUUCUGGA
Molecule: messenger RNA, 3281 nt
Organism: Dicentrarchus labrax (European seabass)
Lineage: Eukaryota; Metazoa; Chordata; Actinopteri; Moronidae
Product: transcription factor Sox-8
Exons: 3
Coding region: 286-1692 (468 amino acids)
Biological process (GO): negative regulation of transcription by RNA polymerase II; neural crest cell development; morphogenesis of an epithelium
Cellular component (GO): nucleus
Molecular function (GO): RNA polymerase II cis-regulatory region sequence-specific DNA binding; DNA-binding transcription factor activity, RNA polymerase II-specific
Source: RefSeq, a predicted model, not a curated record